This is a messenger RNA of Archocentrus centrarchus (flier cichlid), 1111 nucleotides long. RefSeq lists its product as uncharacterized. NCBI's taxonomy places the organism in Eukaryota, Metazoa, Chordata, Actinopteri, Cichliformes, Cichlidae. The transcript has 7 exons. The coding region runs from base 59 to 994 and encodes 311 amino acids. Gene Ontology annotation, molecular function: ubiquitin-protein transferase activity. The record is from RefSeq and is a predicted model, not a curated record.
AUUCUUCGAUGAGGCAGGCAUUGAUACUGGUGCCCUUAGCAGAGAAUUUCUCACAGAAAUGCUGGCAGAGGUCGAAAACAGACUCUUUGUUGGAGGGUCAGAUAAGAAAGGGAAGAAUCCUGUUUAUUGUCUCAACAGUUUGGACUCAAACUUCUUCAGGAGUGUGGGAGAGAUCAUGGCAGCUAGCCUUGCACAAGGCGGACCUUGCCCCAACUUCUUGCGCGACUGGUGCUUCAGAUAUCUCUGCUCUGGUGAUUCUGACAGUAUACAAGUGUCUGCCAGUGAUGUAACAGAUUUUGAACUAUCACAGCUUAUUGAGAGGAUAAACAGCACAGAUGAUGACAAGAUCAGUGACCUGGUUGACGAUAUUGUGACCUGUGGCUACACUGGAAUCGUGUCUAUGGAAAGAAGAGAUGCCAUGAUAAGAACUGUUGUACUUCACUCCACUGUGAGACUCAUCCCAAUGCUGGACCAGAUCAGAAAAGGCCUUCAGCUUUAUGACCUACCAAAAAUCAUGAAGACCCAUGAAGACCUCUGCCUACCACUGUUUGUUCCAGGGGAAGAUGAUGAGGUGGAUGCUACCUUUCUCCUGGAGAGGAGGCGCCCUGUCUUUAGUGAGACUGGUUCUGCCAAGCACCAGAAAGAAGUGAAGAUUAUGAACUUUCUCCAGGACUACCUCCAAGAAAUUGAGGAUUCUGAAAAAGAGGACCCCAGCAACAACAGCAUCACUCCAGAAGGUUUGACCGUAGGACGCAUCAUGCAGUGGAUGACUGGACAACGGCACAAGCCUGUUCUGCCAAGUGAAAAAAAGGACUUUGUGAUAACUAUGGAAUUCCACCAUGACUGUGACACACAACACACUGUUUGUUUUCCAACUGUAAGCGCCUGCAGCCGAACAGUCACAUUCCCCUCAGCUCACCUGAAAACAUACAGUGAAUUCAAAAACAUCCUGACUCAAGCCAUAUGCCUCGGGCAAACUUUUGACAGGGUGUAACCACUCAGUCUAAUGUAAGACAACCAAGUUACUGUGACAUUUCAAAUUGUUUUAUUCUUUUGUAAUUUUCAGGAGACAACUUGCUGUUUUCAAUUUUUUAAGUGUUAUAAAAGCAGU